Molecule: messenger RNA, 1030 nt
Organism: Pieris napi
Lineage: Eukaryota; Metazoa; Arthropoda; Insecta; Lepidoptera; Pieridae
Gene: MED4
Product: mediator of RNA polymerase II transcription subunit 4
Exons: 5
Coding region: 150-905 (251 amino acids)
Biological process (GO): regulation of transcription by RNA polymerase II
Cellular component (GO): mediator complex; core mediator complex
Molecular function (GO): transcription coregulator activity
Source: RefSeq, a predicted model, not a curated record
UAAACCAUUAUAGUAAUGUUUUAUAUAUAAAUCAUAGUUUGUUUAAUGUUUUGUCCAAAGUAUACAAGAACAUAUUGUAUGUUCAUAAUGUCUAACUAAUAUUGUGCUUUUAAAUUGUGCUUGAAACUUAAAAUUUAUAAGAACAGAAGAUGGCUUCACAUUUAAGUACCCGAGAUCGUUUGCUGUCGCAGAUUGAUGAUAUUGAGCUGAUUGCCAAGGAAAUAAUUGAGGUAGCUAUAGCCCCUAAGUCGCAGAAGUUAUCAGCAGCGGAUCAUGCACAGUUAACAGAAUUACUGCUGUCUAAAGAUGCAGAAUUAAAGAAAACUUUAGAUUUGGCAGAUGAACAAGCAAAAAUACAAGAAAAAAUGAAUGAGCUUAAAGCUGAGGUGUACAACAAGGAUCAAGAUAUUUCACUUCUUCAACGGCAACUAAAAGAUGCUGAGCAAAUAUUGGCGACAUCAUUAUAUCAGGCUAGACAAAAGUUAGCCUCAAUAGUUAAGUCUAGAAAAAGACCCGUACCUUCUGAAGAAUUAAUUAAGUUUGCGCAUAGGAUAAGUGCAUCAAAUGCGGUUAGUGCUCCGUUAACAUGGCAGCCUGGUGAUCCAAGAAGACCGUACCCCACAGAUCUUGAAAUGAGACUUGGAAUGUUGGGCCGACUCUGUGAUUUACCUCUAAAUGGACAUGCACCGUCCACACUUAAUGACCUACACAGAAUCACUACUGGAGGAGUACCCGCUUCAGCGACAAAUCAAUUCACCUGGCACCCAUCGGGGGAACUCCAUAUGUCAGUGGGUGGUGGGAACUCUGUGGCCAUCGAUGGUCGCGGUAAGGAUGCGCCGGCGCAGGAAGAUGUCGAAGUUAUGUCAACAGACUCUAGCUCUAGUUCUAGCAGUGAUUCUCAAUAGAAUUAAUUCGUUUUUAAGUGCUGAAAUUUUAACCGCUGUGUAUAGUGUAAUAGUGCAGAUGUAUGAUUGUAUGUAUGUAACGUCGUUAUAUAGUUGUUGAGUCUUAAUAAACUUUUUCUUAUUCA